Erythranthe guttata (spotted monkey flower) is the source of this 2560-nucleotide messenger RNA. Its product is annotated as B3 domain-containing protein Os01g0723500. The record is from RefSeq and is a predicted model, not a curated record. Gene Ontology annotation, molecular function: DNA binding. Lineage: Eukaryota; Viridiplantae; Streptophyta; Magnoliopsida; Lamiales; Phrymaceae.
AAUUACACAAAAGAAGUAAUAAUGGAAGAUCCUAUCGAACUGAAGUCCGUUCUUAUGACACGCGCCGGGUAUGCCGUGGUGCAACCCACGCAAACGAAUUUCAUAGAUUUACAAUUUUUGUGCCAGAAAAAAAAAAAAAAAAAAAAAGGGACCCCUUCGCUUCAAACCCUUCCUCCUCAAAUCACUCAGUCAUGGAUUUCUCUGCUUUCUCCGCUCCUUCCUAAUCGAUCAUGAACUCAAUUCGAUAAUCUCAAUUUGAGAAGAGAUAAGAGAGACGGAGAGAGAUUUUAGAGAGAGAGAGAGAGACGGAGAUAGAUUUUAAAGAGAGAGAGAGAGAGACGGAGAGAGAUUUUUAGAGAGAGAGAGACGGAGAGAGAUUUUAGAGAGAGACGGAGAGAGAUUUUAGAGAGAGAGAGAGAGAGAGAGAGAUGUGGCAUAUGAGGAGACCACACUUCCUUUUGGGGUUCGACUCGUCUCUGUCUUCUGAAAGACUGAAUAUUCCGUACAACUUUGUUAAGCAUUUGGAAGGAAAAACACCUGGCACCGCACUUUUAGUGGGCCCCAGUGGGAACGAUUGGUACGUUAACUUGAUUCACACGGACAACGGUUUAUUCCUAAAUGACGGAUGGGCAGAUUUUGUUAGAGACCACUUUCUCGAGCACGGUGAUGCUAUGGUUUUUAGAUACGAUGGGGAGUUGCAUUUUACGGUGCAAAUAUUCGACCAGAGUAUGUGCGAGAAGGAAGCUGCAUUUACCGUCGAAAGCAGCCAAGAUUUAAGUAAAUACGAUGUUAAUGUUGUGAGAAAACGAGGUAGGGAAAGAUCGGCUCUGCUUGAUAGCAUUAUCGAGGGUGUUCCCAAAAGAAUGAGGACGCAAUCCGGAAGCUUCCGGAAUGUUCAUGAGAACAAUUUGACCGUGGUUGACCAAAACCAUAAUUGGAUGCAGCAGGUUGAUUGUGGUAGUAACUUGAAGAGUAAUGUUACUGUUGCUGUACCUCUUACGAUAGUUCCUCAUGAAAACACAGAUCCGUCAAUCGGGAAUCAAACCACGAAGCUAGAUAUGCUAUUAUUGUCUGCAUCAGAGGCAGAAAGAAUGGCCGGAUCGUUUACAUCUUCUUACCCCAACUUUACAAAAGUCAUGAAAAAAUUCAACAUAAGCGGUUCUUACACUCUGAAUCUACCGUAUCAAUUUGCAACAGAACACCUCCCCAAGUGCAAAUUGAAGAUUGUGCUUCGUAAUUUAAAAGGAGAAACCUGGACUGUGAAUUCCAUCCCCACUACAAAAGUCCAAACGUCGCAUACUUUCUGUGGAGGCUGGUUGGCUUUUGUUCGCGAUAAUAAUAUAGAUAUUGGAGAUAUCUGCAUAUUUGAGCUCGUGCGCAAAGUUGAAUUCAAUGUGAGGAUUCUUAGAGUAGGAAAGGAAGGAACAGACGGUCAUAACCGCGGAACAGCUAAUGGAGGGAGAGACAAUAGUUGUACCACAUCGAAAAAAUUGUCGAGGCGUAAAUCGAAAAAGAAAAGUGAUAAUACCAGUGUUAAGGCACCUCCUCUCUGCACUCAAUCGACCAAUUGCAUUGUGGAAUCAGAGAUUCAUAAAAGAUUUGGAUCACUCGACAAACAAGGCUCUCACGCUAAAGGUUGUAUGUCGAUGAAGUCGGUGCCGGAAGAGAAAAUGGCUGCUCAGUAUUUUGUUUCAAGUUUUCCUCAUUUUGUAAGAGUUAUGAAGAAGUUCAACAUCAGUGGUUCAUUCACUCUGAAAAUUCCCUAUCAGUUCUCGGUAGAACACCUGCCGGCCAGCAGAACAGAGAUUCUUCUCCGUAAUUUAAACGGAAAGUGCUGGACCGUAAACUCUAUCCCCACUACAAAGGUGCAGGCUUUGCACACUUUCUGUGGUGGAUGGAUGGCUUUUGUUCGUGACAACGACAUUCAGAUGGGAGAUAUUUGCAUCUUUGAGCUCGUCGGUAAAUGCGAAAUGCGCGUUCACAUUUGUGGAAUCGGGAAAAAAGGGUUGAACUAUCAAAAUGGUACAACAAGGAAUCUUCCCAUGCCAUGAAAUUCAAAGAGAGAGAAAGUCGAUUCAUAACCUAACUACUACCUACGGUGAACUUUCCAGCUAGUGAAAAUGUGUUGUGAAAUAAACGAUAAAGACGACCUCUUUAUGGUUUUUAGAUGUUAGUGUUGAACUGUAAACAUUUGUCGGAUGUCGUUUUUUUUUUUUUCUUUUUUUUUUUUUGCUGUAUGCAUCAAAUCUUCGCACUCUUCUGCCCAAAGAUGACGAGACUGAUUGCACUGUGUAUAGUGUAUUAGUUAGCUAUUAGAGCGUUUUCUUAUUCUUUUUUAGUUUCCUGUAAUUCUGUUUAUAUGGGCUUUUGUAACUUCGUCAUUUGUUUUUCGGCUCUGCGGACUUCUUUGCAGCUGUUAUUUUUUCAUGUAAAAUAUUUAGACUGAGUAUUACGACUUGCUUUCGCUCGUUGUGUAAUCAAACCUUUGUUUAGAUUCUCUUAGAAAAUGUAUUUGAGCUUUCGAUCCAUCUGCUGGUAAUUGAUUCGACGUUAUGGAUUA